AUGCAGGAUGUUGAUUGCAUGCCCUUAAGACGCUUAGAGAAUAAACCCGCAUCAGUAGCAAGGUCCUCAAGUGCUGUCAAUAAGUUAUUCGAGAACUUCACUCAGCUCAAAAUAAAUGGCAGGGAAAAAGAUCAGAGGCUUGAAGGGUACAUAAAAUUUUCUCCUGGUGAUACCCUCGAGAACGUUCGUGGUCCUUCUCAUGAGUCUCUGUCAAGUUAUCCCAUGGAUAAUUUACUGAAGCAAACAAAGGUGGCUUCAGUGGAUGCUAAUUCACAAGCUAAUACUGGACUGAGGAAAACUGCCAUAAAUCAGCAGACACUACAUUCUCAGCACCAUACACUGGCAGAGGUCCAGGCGAAAGAAGCUGAUGUGCAAGCUCUUACUGAAUUGACUCGUCCUCUAAACAAAAAGGAAGCAGCGGUUAUUGAGUUGAAGCACAUUAAUGAUGAUGUUUUAGAAAGUGACAAGGAUGGUGAUUGCUCUCUCAGUAAUUCAGAGCCUUUCAAGAAGCAAUAUUCUGCUGUACUCGUGCAGUUAAAUGCAGCCAAUGAGCAGGCAUGUGUUUCUUCUGCUUUGUAUUGCUUGAGGCAGCGCAACUCAUAUCAGGGAAACUUUCCACAAGCGAGGCCGAGGCCCAUGGCAAAUUUAGGUGAUCACGGAGGCCUUUUGAGCUCCUUAGAUCAUUCUACAAGUCACACUCAAGCAUCCGGAUCUUCUGUUAAUGAAGUUGUUGAAAGCUCAAGAACAAAAGCCCAAACAAUGGUGGAUGCAGUUAUGCAGGGAAUGUCAUCUCUGAAGGGUGUGGAGAAGAUGGAGACAGCUAUAGAUCAUGUGAAUGAUCGACUACUUCCAUUGGAUGAUUUUUGCAUGCUGGCCACAGACUCGGUGCAUGUUGGUUUGGCUUCUCAUGAUUAG
Messenger RNA from Ilex paraguariensis (yerba mate), 915 nucleotides. The record is from the annotation of a GenBank genome assembly. NCBI's taxonomy places the organism in Eukaryota, Viridiplantae, Streptophyta, Magnoliopsida, Aquifoliales, Aquifoliaceae.